UGUGCAGUAAACCAGUGCAUAUUGUGUGUCACAAUUUCCCGUCCGGUCGAGUCGAAAUUUACUUCGCAAAAUAGUGUGCACGACGAACGCGACGACGACGAUCUUUAGUCACUGUGGAUUUCGACCUGAACAUUAUCAGAUUUAUCGAUGUCCUUUUCAAGUAUAUUUGACUUCAAACUUAACUUAAGGCAUGAUAGACUAAGACCAGCAAGUGACGGAUGGUAGUGCGAGAGGGUGACGUCCUGAAACCAGGUAUUCAGCUAUUUCACCGGGGACACACGGUACCGUACAUACAAAACACUCAGCACCGCUUUGCACCACACGUUUCAAGGCAGGCAUUGAUUGGCCAGUCAGGCCCCUCCAUUCAGCAAUGCCACUAACAUGAACGGGUCUCCAACGCCGCGUCGGAACCGGACGGCGUACGACUACCUGCUGAAAUUCCUCCUUGUCGGCGACAGCGAUGUAGGAAAGGGGGAGAUAUUGGGUCGGCUUGAUGACAGCGCCAACGACAUCACGUUUGGGACUUACACCAGUGUGAAUGGAGUUGAUCACAAGAUUACCACUAUUCUGUUGGAUGGAAAGAGAGUGAGAUUAGAGCUGUGGGAUACGUCCGGCCAGGGAAGGUUUUGCACUAUUCUCCGAUCCUACUCCAGGGGAGCGCAGGGCAUCCUGCUAGUCUAUGACAUCACAAGUCGAUGGUCGUUUGACGGCAUCGAUAGAUGGAUCAAAGAAAUUGACGAGCAUGCGCCAGGCGUGCCUAAGAUCCUUAUUGGUAACCGGCUGCAUCUAGCCUACAAGCGGCAAGUCAGCUCAGAGGAAGCCCAGAUCUACGCCGUCAAGAACGACAUGGUGUACUUCGAGGUCAGUCCCCUCUGUGACUUCAACGUGACCGAGUCGCUGACAGAGCUGUCGCGGGUGGUGCUGAAACGCAAUGGCAUGGAUCGGCUCUGGAGGACCAACAAAGUGUUGAGCUUGCAAGACUACUGUUGCCGUGUGAUAGUCAACUGCACGUCCACUUACACAAUCGACAAACUGCCUCUACCGCCCCAAAUGAGGUCGCGUCUCAAAUCGUUCGCUGACGCCAACCACAUGAACCGCUAUCUGCUGCCCCCAUUGGACUUGCGCUCCAAGAAGCGCAGAACUAUACUGAAUGUUAUGGACCCACCGUACUCGUCGCGGAAAAGCUGCGUCAUAUCGUGAUAGGAUGCAAUCUUGUUGUCUGCAGUAUGGUCCCGCCACGUCAAGACUGUCGCCCUUGUUGUGUUUCAUGCAAAACAGUUUUCAGUGGAUGUACGUGAUGCAGAUGUAGGUACAUUUGUACCAAGCCAGGAGCUGAAUCUCAUUGGAGACUUCUUAGCCAAUCAGCAUUGCCCUUCAUCAUGAUGGGUCUGCCAGGGGUCAACAGGUCAAUUUCAACCAUACAAAGCCAUGGGAAGGAGGUUGAUGAAUAAGGAUCGCCAUUACACAUUCUGUUCAGCUAAAAAGCUACUACAUGCAUUACAUGAACAAGAAAUUCUGGUUGAGUGUCAUACAAUGCAUUCAGCAGUGUUAAAUGUAAAGAUAAUGGCUGCGAUCUACAUGUAACGUCCUCAAUUCUCCAAAAUCUUCCAAACCUCUUAGUAGACUUUUAAUGAAAACAAAAGUAUGACAUCAACUACAUGAUGCUUAUCAAUGCCUACAGUGAUCUAAUUGUUGUGUCCGUGCAACAAGGUCGUAUCUCCUAAAAUGGCGUGUGACGUCAUGUACAAAAAACACGAGUUUUCAAUUUCAAAAGGUUGUAUCUCGCUUAAGAUAACCCGGAUGUACACACAAAGUCAAUGGACGUCGCGAGAUACGACCUUGUUGCACAGACAAUUCGCACAAUACACGACUUUGUUGCAGAAUGAGUUAUGACCUUGUUGCACUGACGUAAUAUCUAUGUCUUGGGCGUAACCCCAACCUUCCAAAAUCCUUCAAAAUCCCCCUGGAAUCUUUUGAUAAUUUGCAGGAUUGAGGAAGUUCAACCCAACUACUGAACUCCUAAUGUACAUAGGCCCUGAUACCCACUGAAAGUUUUGGAGUACAAAGAUUUGCCAUUUAGUUCUUGCAUGUCAGAGAAGCCGUGCAAGGCCGAGUCUGAGUCACAAAUCCUUUUGGUCGGUGGACCGGCGCUGACUCAGAACGAAACACAUUCAAGAAUCCACUGACUCGGCAACUUUGACUGGAGAAGAGGAAGCAGUUUCUUACUCCCUUGGGAGCAAGCAAGUUUGUCAUCUUCUUAAAAGCCGUACGUGACUGAUGACUGGUUACCCAAAGUUUUUGAGUUUGACUUUUUGUUGUUUUAAUAAUUGGACCUUUUCUGUUGGCUGAAGUGUGAAACUCUACAGUUUAAUUUUUGACUUCCUAGCCUGAAGAUUUAUUAUUUUUUUUAAUCUGAAAGGGAAACUCUUCCGUUUGAUUAUCUGUUAGUACGAGUCAGCAGAGUUGUACACGAGCCAAUCACAAGAAGGGUCAAGAGAAAGGAGUAUUUUGAGGUUUCAUUCUGCCUUAAAUUUCUAUCGUCGAGACGCUGAGAAACUACGAACUGAAAUCUCUCACUGGGGAUAUUUUGAAUGACUGGUUUCCUUUUUGUUUGAUGAUUAGACAUACAACAUAUUUGAUAUCAUUAGUUAAUCGGCCUGGUUUUCUUGUAUGCAUCCGUGACGGCAAUGUGUGCUAGUUAUGUUUCUUUCUAUUGCACAAUUUUUCAUUUCCAUCAUUGCUGAUAUGUGAACUCCGUGUAGCAAUUGAAGAUUUUGCUGUGACCUACUUAUGAGGGCCUGUAAAAGACACAUCGUAUGCGCAACUUAUGUGCAUUAACCUAUAGUGACUGCGUGUUACACAAAUGCAUCAAACAUGGUUGCACAGGGACAGUAAUUUUGUGCUCAAUUGUCACUCAAAAAUAUAGAGGGCUCACUUCUGCACAGAGUCCAUAUGUCGAGCAUGAGUGCAUUUUGUGAGGGUAAAAGACAUCCGACGUUGACAAUAAUAUACAUGUUGCCUAUUCUAAUUUCACUGAAACAAUGUGGCAGACAACCAAAACAUUUUAUAACAAGGUGAGGCUAAGAUGAAUCAGAAAGGACAUUUCAUGAAUUUAUUUCAUGAUAUCACAAAUGUUGUUUUUUACGCAAAGUGUUAUAAACAAAAUAAUUCUGUUGUAAAGACAUUUGCAAUGCACUAGAUGCAGUCUGCAAUUUCAUGGAGAAAAUUUGCACCUUUUUAACAUAAAAUUGCGAUCUUAUGAAUUUUUUUUUAAAGAAAACAUAUGUCAGCAUGUUCCUUUCAGGCCACCAUAAGAGGCCAUUGUAAAAUCCGUUCUUGUAGUUGUGCAUUGAUGGUAAUUUUUCAAAGCAUUGUAAAUAGACUUGUACAGAUGCUGCCAUUAUACACAAAUGGUGCGUGAACGUGUUCUGUAUAUAGAUGAAAUUGUGAAUAGAUUUUAAAAUGUAUUCAAUUUGGAUGAGAAUUACAAAUGGCAGCAAUAGAUUAAAGAAACGAGCAAAAAAAAAAGUUAUGCAAAAGUUCCAUGCAGGCUAAAAGAUAAAAUGCAUGGAAUUUACACAACUCGUACAUAUUUUGGUGCAUAUUUUCCUCUAAAUUUCACUGUAACUUGGCUCUUUACCAUUCUUCAAUAUUUUUGAUAUACUUGUUGAAAAUUUCAAUUAAUAUUCAGUUGGAAGUUCAUCAUAGCUACGUGGAAAGUUUUGGCAAAACAAAAAAUACAAAUUGCACAUGUUGGUCUGUGAAGUGCUUUGGUUUAAAUCAGAACCCUGGCUGAACAGGCUGAAAAAUAGUGAAAAAUUAUAAAUGUUCACAAUGUUGCCAUUAACAUGGAAUAAAUUUGCUUCCACAUUAUAGUCAUUCUUAAGUCAUUUCAUGUAAAAAUCUCAUGAUGGUAUAAAAGUAAGUUUAACCCUUACUUAGAUCCCCAAAUAAAAUGUUUUCCCUUUUUACUUCCCACCACUGAGUGUGUUGGUUUGUGCAGUUUGGCCAGGAAAUAUUAUGGUUUUAUUCCUAAUAUCUCCAAAUGUAGUUUUCCAACUUAUUCCAGAUUUCAAGAAAAGAUUUGUAGACAACCCGCUUAAGGUCAGUUAUUUGCAAGGUAAUUUAGUUUGCCAUAUGUUUAUUAUUGAGUAUAUGUUCCAUAAAAUCAGUUGUCUAUUUAUACAUGCACAUCAACUCUGUUGUUAUUAACUCAUAGCUGGUAUUAGUUUUGAAACUUUUCUAGAAAAAUUGGUUUGUAAUUUUGUUUGAGAAAUUACGUGAUCCACCUGAUUUUAAUUAUUUAAAAAGUCGUUUUUGUUGAAAUAUCUGUUGUUAUGCAAAUUCUUGUGUUAAACUGCUUUCUGCAUAUGCUUGAGAAUGCCAUGUGCUAUUCAUACAAAAUUAUGAAAAAGUUAAUUAUAAAAGAAAGUGUUUUGAAAUGGUUUUACAAAUUUGUUAGAUUUUUGUUCAGUUUUAUAAUUAAUAAAAAACCUAAAAAAUCAGUUAUCCAAUCACACAGCGGGAAUAUAAGGAUGCGCUCCUGUGUUCAGCAAAGAGUGAUUUUGAUUGGUUGAAAGUUUUCCAUUGUGAUUUUGCUGUACAUUCAGCAAUUUUUAUUGGUUGACUUUAUUUCCAUGAGUCUGUUCAAUUGAUUCAAUUGGUUAAAGAUUUAACCAGUUUUCUUGUUACUUUUAUUGGAUGUUAUGUUUUGAUGCUGUAUGUGUUGCUGUCGUUAUGGUGCUUGUGUUAUAAUGUAGGAUAAUUUUGACAGAAUUUUGUGAAUGAAAUGAACACUUUAAAUUUAUUGUGAAUACAGCAGUUUGUUUGAAUUAAAGCCUAAUUACAAACAAGA
This is a messenger RNA of Patiria miniata (bat star), 4855 nucleotides long. Its product is annotated as ras-related protein Rab-40C-like. Gene Ontology annotation, biological process: intracellular signal transduction; protein localization to plasma membrane. The coding region runs from base 382 to 1200 and encodes 272 amino acids. The transcript is spliced from 6 exons. Gene Ontology annotation, cellular component: synaptic vesicle; plasma membrane; endosome. Gene Ontology annotation, molecular function: GTP binding; GTPase activity. Lineage: Eukaryota; Metazoa; Echinodermata; Asteroidea; Valvatida; Asterinidae. The record is from RefSeq and is a predicted model, not a curated record.